AUGGCACUUCGUUCAAAAAGAAGUUCUUCCAAUGGAAGUGACGUUGCCGUAGAUAAAAAAAUGAAAAUGAAAAAAAUUAAGAAUCAAAAACAACAACAACAACAAGAUGAAGAACAACCAUCUUCACAACAACAACGUAAUAAUAGAACAAAUGAUAUCAUUUCAAAAUUGGUCAUCGAUAGCACAGUAACAUUGGAUACAUUGAAAUCACUCAGUACGGUUUUGAUGAACGAAUGCACCAGAAAGAUAUUUUACGAGUUCACCGAACGUGAAUUCUCGUCGAAUCAUGUCAGUUUCUUUUUCGAAGCUAGAACCUUCAGAGACACCUUUAUUGUGGCACAAUCCAAUAGCUCUACACCAGAGGCACAACAACAAUCGGAUCGCAUGGAAGUCGCUGAGGUGUCAUCGAGUCGUCGCCACUCCAGCCACGGAUCAAUAAACAACGACAGUCCAUCAUCGUCGUCGCCAUCGGACCAACAACUUCAGCUCCAACUGCCAAUGUCCGUGGAAGUCGCCGUCGCCACCACUCGCUCCGGAAGUGUCGCCGAGUCAUCGAUUUCCGAUGGCGCCAACAAAGUGUCCCGUGAAUCGAGCACUCUCGACCUCGAAGGAAUGACCGUCUCAAUGGCCGAACAAAAGAAUUUGGAGCAUGCAACCAAGUUGUUUGAAAACCUCCAAAAACACUGUACAGAAAGCCAUAACACCAACACCAUAUCAACUUCCACCUCAUCGGAUUCACUCCCAACGAGCCAAGCACCAUCACCAAAUUUAAGUUCAACCGAAUCAUCAUCCAACAAGAAACAAAAGUCAAAGAAAAGAAGAUCAUUCUCUUGUUUCUCUUAA
This is a messenger RNA of Heterostelium album PN500, 843 nucleotides long. RefSeq lists its product as uncharacterized. The transcript is spliced from 2 exons. The record is from RefSeq and is a predicted model, not a curated record. Bases 1 to 843 code for a protein of 280 amino acids. NCBI's taxonomy places the organism in Eukaryota, Evosea, Eumycetozoa, Acytosteliales, Acytosteliaceae.